This is a messenger RNA of Knipowitschia caucasica, 2820 nucleotides long. NCBI's taxonomy places the organism in Eukaryota, Metazoa, Chordata, Actinopteri, Gobiiformes, Gobiidae. The record is from the annotation of a GenBank genome assembly.
AUGCAAGGGUCUCUUCUCCAGUUUCUCUCUGAGGGAGCAGAAUCAUCAGAGACACGCACCUGCACCCCCGUGAAUCACCGCUAUUGUUAUCCCGAAGACAAAACCAUGGUUCUCUGGUUCCCCCUGGUGGCCGUGCUGCACUUCUGCACAAUGGCGUUGUGCGGCUGUGAACCUCGGAUUGUGAACAUCGGAGCAGUGCUGAGUCAGAAGCGUUACGAGCAGGUGUUUAAAGAGGCCGUAAGCCAAGCCAACACUCUGUACGGCAAAGACAAGUUUAAGAUGAACGCCAUCUCCGUCACACAUAAACCCAACGCAAUCCAGAUGGCCCUCUCGGUGUGUGAAGACCUCAUCUCCAACCAGGUUUAUGCGAUCCUAGUGAGCCACCCUCCUCAGUCCAGUGACCACCUGACGCCCACCCCAGUCUCCUACACUGCAGGCUUCUACCGCAUCCCAGUGGUGGGACUGACCACACGCAUGUCCAUCUACUCAGACAAGAGCAUCCACCUGUCGUUCCUCCGCACCGUGCCUCCGUUCUCCCACCAGGCCCUGGUCUGGUUUGACCUGAUGAGGGAGUUCAGGUGGAACCACAUCAUUCUGAUCGUGAGCGACGACCACGAAGGGCGGGCAGCGCAGAAGAGGCUGGAGACGCUUCUGGAGGAGCGCGAGACCAAGACUAAAAACAGGAACUUUGAGCAAAUGGACCUACAGCACUUUGACUUCAGGAGGACCCCCAAGGCAGAGAAGGUGCUGCUCUUCAGCCCGGACACCAACCUGACGUCAUUGCUGCUGGAAGCCAAAGAUCUUGAGGCCAGAGUCAUCAUCCUGUCUGCCAGUGAGGACGAAGCCGCGGCGGUGUACAAGGCAGCGCGGCAUCUGAACAUGACGGGAGCAGGAUACGUGUGGCUGGUGGGAGAAAGAGAGAUGACAGGGAAGGCCCUACAGGAGGCGCCAGACGGCCUGCUGGGACUGCAGCUGAUCAACGGGAAGAACGAGUCGGCGCACAUCUCGGACGCCGUGGGAGUCGUGGCCCAGUCGCUGCAGGAGCUGUUCGAGAAGGAGAACAUCACAGAGCCCCCCAGAGGAUGUGUGGGUAACACCAACAUCUGGAGGACCGGGCCGUUGUUCAAGAGAGUGCUGAUGUCGUCCAAAUACCCUGACGGUUUGACAGGACGAAUCGAAUUUAAUGAUGAUGGUGACAGACGCUUUGCCACCUACAGCGUCCUCAACUACCAACAGAAACCCGGCAGACUGGUGCAAGUCGGUGUCUUCAAUGGGACCCAGGUGGUGAUGAACCCUCAGAGGAAGAUCAUCUGGCCCGGAGGAGAGACAGAGAAACCACUAGGAUACCAGAUGUCAACGCGGCUAAAGAUAGUGACAAUCCAUCAGGAGCCGUUUGUUUACGUCAAACCCACAAAGACGGACGGGACGUGUAAAGAGGAAUACACCGUCAACGGAGUCCUCAUCAAGAAGGUCAUCUGUACAGGGCCCAAUGGAACUAUUCCAGGCCAGCCGACCGUGCCUCAGUGCUGCUACGGCUUCUGCAUCGACCUGCUCAUAAAGCUGGCCAUGAGCAUGAACUUCACCUAUGAGGUUCACCUGGUGGCCGAUGGAAAGUUUGGGACACAGGAGCGAGUGAAUAACAGUAAUAAGAAGGAGUGGAACGGCAUGAUGGGAGAGCUGCUCGGGGGGCUGGCAGACAUGAUUGUGGCUCCUUUAACCAUCAACAACGAGAGAGCGCAGUACAUAGAGUUUUCUAAGCCUUUCAAGUACCAGGGACUCACCAUCCUCGUCAAGAAGGAAAUCCCCCGCAGUACGCUGGACUCAUUCAUGCAGCCGUUCCAGAGCACACUGUGGCUCUUAGUGGGGCUAUCGGUUCACGUGGUGGCAGUGAUGCUUUACCUACUAGACCGAUUCAGCCCGUUUGGAAGGUUUAAAGUGAACAGCGAGGAAGAAGAAGAGGACGCUCUGACGCUGUCCUCAGCCAUGUGGUUUUCCUGGGGAGUACUUCUGAACUCCGGUAUUGGAGAAGGAGCGCCGCGAAGUUUCUCGGCGCGUAUCCUGGGAAUGGUGUGGGCAGGCUUCGCUAUGAUUAUCGUAGCCUCAUACACUGCUAACCUCGCUGCCUUCCUGGUGCUGGACCGGCCUGAGGAGCGCAUCACUGGCAUCAACGACCCCAGGCUGAGAAACCCCUCGGACAAAUUCAUCUACGCCACAGUGAAGCAGAGCUCAGUGGACAUUUACUUCAGACGCCAAGUGGAGCUGAGCACAAUGUACCGACAUAUGGAGAAGCACAACUACGAGAGCGCCGCAGAGGCCAUACAGGCUGUGCGCGACAAUAAGCUCCACGCGUUCAUCUGGGACAGUGCGGUGCUGGAGUUUGAGGCGUCGCAGAAAUGCGAUCUGGUGACCACCGGGGAGCUGUUCUUCAGAUCUGGAUUUGGCAUUGGGAUGAGGAAGGACAGUCCUUGGAAGCAGAACGUAUCUCUGGCCAUUCUCAGUUCCCAUGAGAACGGUUUCAUGGAGGACCUGGAUAAGACCUGGGUCCGAUAUCAGGAGUGUGACUCACGAAGCAACGCCCCUGCUACGCUCACCUUCGAGAACAUGGCAGGGGUCUUCAUGCUGGUGGCUGGAGGGAUCGUGGCCGGGAUCUUCCUAAUCUUCAUUGAAAUUGCGUACAAACGUCACAAAGACGCUCGAAGGAAACAGAUGCAGCUUGCCUUUGCUGCUGUCAACGUGUGGAGGAAGAACCUACAGCCGUACCCCACCGACAUCACCGGUCAGCUGAACCUAUCCGAUCCCUCCGUCAGCACCGUGGUCUGA